GAAUCGUGUGUUUGUUUGUUAUGUUGAUUGAACUCAAAGUGAUUGCAAACAGUUAUUAUAUAAAACACAUGAGUAUUGCCUAAAAAAAAUUAGAUUUAAUUUAAUCGUCAAAAUGUCUAACAUUGAAGUCAUAACUAAAUUGUUUGUCAAUUAAUUAAUUACUGAUUUUAUUAUUACAAACAAAUGUCACAUAAUUAUCAAAUUAAUUAUUGUUAUGAUUAGUGCGCACAGUGUUCACAAAAUUGACAUUAAAUACAAAUUUACUGAUUAUUUAUCAAAACUUUGCAAAAAAUAUUACAUUUAUGUGAAUUUCCAUCACUUUUGUGGUGAAUCUUAUCAAUUGAUAUCACCAUUGAAUCCAAUUUUUUAAAUAAUUGUUUGAUAUAUCAAAUGCAAAAUUGCGCUGAAAAUGAAAUUAAUAAAAAUUAUUUAUUACUUAAUCUUUUUAAUUAACACACAAUACAAAUGUGAAAUAUCGCCAAUAGUUAUAACACCAAAAAAAUUUCACUUAAACUCAAAGGAAAAUAUUGUUAUUAUAAGCGAUAAAAGCGAUUCAAUUAAUGUUACGAUAAAAGACUAUAAAACACAUGAAGUCAUACUAAAUAAGAAAUACGAUGUCAUUAAAGAUGAACCACUGAAAGUUAGUGUACAAGUGGUCAAUGUUUCAGUUCCUGUAGUGUUGUCCAGCACUUCAAGUCAACCCAAAGUAAUAGUAUCUGUGAUAAGCAAUGGUUCCAACAAAAAGAGUGAAUCACUCAUUAAAGUUAUCCCAAAGUUUGGCUAUGCGUUCAUCCAAACAGAUAAACCAAUAUAUACUCCAAAAGAAAAUGUCUUAAUUCGCGUCUUAAGACUUGAUGAUAGACUUAAACCUGUUAUCAAUGAAAGAAUCAAAUUAAGAAUAAAAAAUUGCCAAAAAAUUAUAAUAGAAGAAACAACUUUAGAGUCCAGUCCUCCAAAUUAUUUUGUUGAUCACACGUUUGAGUUUCCGCCGGCACCUAAACUUGGUAUAUGGUUUGCUGAGCUAUGGUAUGGCGCUAAUUAUUCAUCCAAUUCAAACGUUUCAUUUGAAGUCAAAGAAUAUGUUUUACCGACAUUUUCAAUAAAAAUAAAAUCUCCAAAAUUUAUACUCGAAAGUAGUAAAAACAUAAGUGGAUCAGUUCAGGUCGAUUAUGUUUAUGGAAAGCCUGUCAAUGGCACUGUUGUGUUCAAGUUUGGUACAAAGGCUCCUAACGGACGGGUCAGCUAUUUUGGAAGUACAUCUGUUAAAGAAUUGGUUAACGGUUCGGCUCAGUAUUACAUCGAUAGCUAUCAGUUCCGUCAGACGGCUUACAUGGAGUUUCCGGCACUUAAUGGCUACAGAUUUAUGGUUGAAGUGAGUGUUCACGAAAAGGCCACCGGAAAGAAGGAUCGGGCUUUUGAUGAGACGGGCAUUUUUGCCACAACUCCUUAUGUCAUAUCUUAUAAAAAUACUUUCUAUGACUUUAAGCCAAACAUCGAAACCUAUAUAACUGCUCAAAUUAACAAUAUAUUAGGAGAAAAUGUUGCCGAUUUACCCAUCAAAUUAACAAUUACUGACAACGACUCGGGCAGACCAUUACGACACACAACACAUUCAAAUAUUACUUCAAUGCAAUUAGUGACGGAUCACUCCGGAAGGAUAUCCUUUCCCAUUACAGUUGAGAAUAAUGUUAAGUCAAUUCACGUUUCCAUCAGAACCGAUGACCCGACAAUUGAUAAGAAAGAACAGGCAGAGUCUGCACAUAUACUAUGGGGCGAUGACUCAACAGGUGGUUUCAUUCAUAUCUCUAGUAAAUCAAAGUAUAGCACAUCCCUAUCAGUUGGCGAUACAUAUAGAAGUUUGCUUAUAACAAGAGGUGCCGUCCAUUUGGAUAAAAUCUAUCAAAUUGUUGUUAAUCGCGGAAAUAUUAUACUCUCUGAACGGAUAAUCAGUGAUAAGGGUAUCAAACUAGAGAUAACUCAUGAUAUGACUCCAUUUAUUCGUAUAAUGGUUUUGGCCGUAACUAAAAAUGAUGAACUGAUUUCUGACUCAAUUAAGAUCGAUGUCAAUGAAGAUAAUUGUGGAUUUGAUAUGAAAACUGAGAAUAAUAUGAAUCAAACAAUUCCGGGAAAGAAUGUGAAUCUUAUUCUUAACGGAACCAAAGGAGAUAGCGUUGGACUUCUAGCGGUUGACGAAGCAGUUUAUAUACUCCGUAAAAGCGAUACUCUCACCAAAAGUAAACUAAUGAACGAAUUAGGGAAAUCUGAUUUGGGUUGCGGUCCCGGAACAGGUCUUGAUGUGAAUCUUGUGGCCAAUAAUGUCGGUCUUAAGAUCAUUAGUGGUGGUACUAAACAAUUUGAUGACAGUAAAGAUGAUCACUGUAUUAGAAGAGAAUUGAGAAGACGAAGAAAAAAGAGAGAUAUUAGCCAAUCAGUGAUUGAAACGGGAUUUCUUCAUAAAUGUUGUCUAUUAGGUAUGUGGCCAUCAAAUACUCGACGAAAUUGUGAACAUAAGGCGACAAUCCUGAAGACAUAUAUGCCUCAACACUCCAAAUGUUACGAACAAUUUCUUAGAUGUUGUAAAGCCAACAGUCGACCAAUCAUUCAAUUGGCUUCAACUGCCAAAAUUGGUAAUAACUUUGAUCGCAACCGAAUCGGUUCGGAAACAUUAGAGUACGUUCACAUCGCUUACGAACAGAUCUUAGAGGACAAGACACUCAUACGAAAUGACUUUCGCGAGUCGUGGCUCUUCGAUAUUGUAACUCUAAAUCACAGCAAUUCAAACACACUUGCCGUCACUUUUCCUCACUCUAUUACAACCUGGUCUAUAACAGCUAUGUCUAUAUCACCAAUCAAUGGUUUCUGUAUAAUGUCGUCACCGUUACGGGUGCGCACAUUUCAAGAUAUAUUUCUUCAGAUAUCACUUCCUUACUCAGUCAUACAGAACGAACAAAUGGAAAUGAUUGUCACUGUCUUUAAUUAUGGAACCACUCGGUUACCUGUUUUGGUCUAUACAUAUGGAGUUGAAGAUAUCUGUUCUGAAGCCGAAAGUGUUGGCGAUAAAUCAAAGAAGCAUUUAGUGGUUGAUCCCAAUUCAUUUUCUACUGUUCCCUUUCCAAUGGUUCCACUGAAGACCGGAACUUUUGAGAUUAAAAUUGUAGCCCUUUGGGCUUCUGGAGGUGAUAUUGUUGUUAAAAAAUUAUACGUCAUUCCUCCCGGAAUUACAGUUGAAGAAGAUGUACGGUUUAAAUUAGAUCCCAAGAAUAGACAACGAAGAACAAAGAGAUCUCUUAAAACUGGUAAAGUAGAAGACGAAAUAAUAUCAGAAAAUUCACUUCAGAGGACAUUAGUGAAUGUCGAGCCCGACAUAACUCGUAAUAUAGUUCCCGGAACUCGUGAAUGUAUUAUUGCAGGCAUUGGUAAUGAAUAUGGCGCCACUUCUUAUACAACUCUAAGUGAUAUCGACCGACUUAUUAGACAACCAAAAGGUUGUGGAGAACAGACUAUGUUUUAUAUGGCGCCCACACUCUAUACACUCAAAUAUUUGCAGUCAAUUGAGAGACUUAAUGGUGAUCUUAAAUAUAGGGGUCUUAAGUAUAUACGAAAUGGAUAUAAAAGACAACUGUCCUUUCGAAAAGAAGAUGGUUCUUUUAGUGCAUUCCCUGCCAGACCAUCGUCUAUAUGGUUGACAUCAUUUGUUAUUAAAGUGUUUUGUCAGGCCUCACCAUUUCUUAGAGAUGAUAAAUUUGAUCCAAAAGUUAUUGAAAGCGGACUUAAUUGGUUAAUGAAUGAACAGAAAAAGGAUGGCUCGUGGACUGAAAAACAUGUCGUCGUUCAUGAAGACGCUUUGGGUGGUGUCAAGGGUUCAGUUGCACUGACAGCUUAUGUGUUGAUAUCUUUUCAUGAAUGCAAACGUGUAUUAAAAGGUGAGAUGACACACAAUAGAAAUUUGGAAGAAUCUCUCAAUAAAACAAUUACCAAAUCUGAAAGAUAUUUACAACUAAAUCAAAACGAAAUAAUAAUUCAAAAGAAUACAUAUGCCAUGGCUUUAGUUGCUUAUAGUCUUACGUUUACAAACUCACAAAAUUCUCUCAAACUUAUUGAUUCUCUUCACUCUAUGGCAAAUGUCGACACUAACAGAAAUUACAAGUACUGGAGACAUAACUAUGAAGUCGAAGCAACAGCUUAUGCAUUGAUGGCAAUGUUAAACUCAGGAAACAAAAAUUCAUUGGACGGCAUAUCUAUAACCAAUUGGCUUAACUCUGUCCGCUCCUAUUCGGGCGCAUUCUCAUCAACUCAAGACACAGUCGUUGCUUUGGAAGCAUUAUCACAGUAUAUUGAAAGACAGAGAUCACCAACCAAUACAAUAUCACUUUUAUGUAAUAUUACAACACAUGAUGUGACGUCUCCUCGUUUUAAGAGAGCUUUGGAAUUCAAUUCGGAAAAUGCAUUAAUUUUGCAGACAUUUAAAUUAGAUUCCGAUUCUUCUAAAUUAAAGUUUACGACAACUGGUGAGGGAACGGGACAAAUGGUGAUUAAAUUGAAAUACAAUGUCUUUGAACCACCAGAAGUUCUUUGUCGUUUCGAUCUCAGUGUUGAAGUGAGUGAAUGGAAAGCAUCUCCAGAAAGUCGUUUAGACGAUCCUAACACUCCCGAAAUCGAUGAUAAUUUCUUUAAUGACUUCAAUAGUGAUAUGGUUCGCACACUGGAUCUAAAACAUACAAAUCGUCAAAAACGAUCUCUGAUUAAUCGAGAUAAUCGACAAAAGCGUUUUGUUUGGAAUCCAUGGAAUAGAAACAGAAGUUCGGGUCGACGUAAACCAUCAGUUGCUGAAUCUGUUUCCACUCAUUCACAAGACAUGAAUAGCAAUAACUUUAGUGAUAAACUCGAACUUAAUUCUGAUAUAACAGAUUCAAUGAUUUUCAAGAAGAAUAAUCUGAGUUCUAAGUCGAUUGUCAGCUCUGAUGGCAAAAGUAAACUUAUAUUAUUGGUCGAGACCUGUAUCCGACACAUACCUCGAUAUUACUCUGAUAUGAGUCUCAUUGAAGUCGGUCUCUUCAGUGGUUAUAAACCAAACAAAGAUGAUUUAGAAGAGAUAAUCAAAAUGGAUGAUUCAUUAGUUUCUAAAUAUGAAAUAUCGGACAGAAAUAUAGUAUUUUAUUUUGAAAAAGUGCCAUUUGGUCGACCAUAUUGUCUACAAUUCAGGAAAAUACAAGAACACAAUAUAGGCAACGCUCAGGCAGCUAUGGUUAAGGUCUAUGACUACUAUCGCAAAGAUCAUAGCUGUUCACAACUUUUUACACCUUCACGUAUCAGUGAUUACAUCGAAACAAAGUGCAAUUCAGAAGUGUGUGAAUGUGCCAAAAGAGAGAACUGUCCGACAGCUAAAUCACUUCUAGAAAUCGGCAAAAUUGCCGAAAGAAUUGUAGUCAGAGCGCGACAACUCUUUAAAGAACUGGUCUGUUCUGACAGAUAUAACUUUGUCUUCACCGCUGAUAUUGAUGGCCACAAUAAGACUCAGUCUCUCUUUAAGUUUUUGAAUCUCAAAGUAAACUUUGUUUUCAAAGGAAAUUUGUCAAAAAAUGAUAAAUUUGUGUUAACAUUGAAUCCUGAAUGCAAUGAUGAGUCGGCCGUAACCGAUGGCAAUGAAGUUCUUAUAUUCGGUUAUUUCAAUGAAAAAAUCGGUCACUUAAACGGUUCAUCAAUUGUUUAUGACAUAAGCAACGGAUUAAAAGGAGACGAAACUCGAUCUAAUGUAAUAUCAGUUAUGAAUAAUGCGAAGAAUGAUAUUAAAAGAUUUAAUUGGAAGUGUAAUGUCAACGCACAGACUUAGAUACAGUACUAACCAUUUAAUUGAUACCAUUUAAGUGGUUUCAAUGCAUUUCUCGAUACCAAAUAUCUGAUAAAACUUUAUCUCAUUUACCUCUCAUUUAACGAUUAUUGUCGUUUGAUUUAAAUGUAACACUUAAGAGAUGAGCUUUAAUUAAAAUAAUAACUAAUAAUUUAGUUAAUAUUAUAUUUUCUAUUUAAGA
Messenger RNA from Oppia nitens, 6029 nucleotides. Its product is annotated as complement C3-like. The transcript has 10 exons. The coding region runs from base 410 to 5830 and encodes 1806 amino acids. Gene Ontology annotation, molecular function: endopeptidase inhibitor activity. The record is from RefSeq and is a predicted model, not a curated record. Lineage: Eukaryota; Metazoa; Arthropoda; Arachnida; Sarcoptiformes; Oppiidae. Gene Ontology annotation, cellular component: extracellular region.